Messenger RNA from Chara braunii, 1548 nucleotides. Lineage: Eukaryota; Viridiplantae; Streptophyta; Charophyceae; Charales; Characeae. The record is from the annotation of a GenBank genome assembly.
UGGUUUUUUCUCUUUUGUAAUUUCAACUUGUUGGUAAAAAGUGAUGAAUGCCAACAAAUAAUGACAAGAAAAUAUUAAAAUAACGAAAUAUAAAUUUAUUAAUUUUAUUAAAUAAUAUGAAACCCGGAUAUAUAGAAAGGGUGUGGGACACUGUGGGUGCAUUGGAGUUUCGAAUGCGCGAUAGGAAAGUGGAAUUGGAGUUGACGAUUCGCGAUUGGAAAGUCGAUUGGAAGUCCGGAGCGCCUGAUCAGAAUGUAUACUCCUAUGCCGAGGACGAUACAGUGGAAGAUCCGUUCCUUGCAGAACAUAUUGCACACUUUGGAAUUAACUUUACCGCACUAGAGAAGACAGAGAUGACGACAGCGGAGAAGGAGUUGGACCAGAACUUGAACUUCGAUUGGUUUCGCAUACAAGAGAAGGGUAAAGAGCUGGAGCCGCUUUUUGGCCCUGGGUACACUGGGCUUGCUAAUCUUGGGAACAGCUGCUAUCUGGCAUCUGUGAUGCAAGUGGUGUUUUCGACCCGUGAUUUCCAGGAAAGGUAUUUCAACAAUCUACCUUUGCGUGACGCCUUCAACAAUGCUCUGGCGGAUCCAACCUUGGAUAUUGUUGCACAAUUGGCAAAGCUGGCACAUGGUCUUCUGUCAGGGAAAUAUUCUGUUCCAUCUGUGGAGGCAUCUUCGAAGGAGGCUGCAGAGGGUGAGAGUGUUAUGCAGGCUCAAGAAGGCAUUCCGCCGAGAAUGUUCAAAACUCUCAUCGGGACAGGGCAUCCUGAAUUUUCAAGUGGAAGACAGCAGGAUGCUCUCGAGUUUUUUCAGCAUCUCUUGGAUGUUGUGGAACGGACGGAUUCAGGACGAAGCGUCGAUCCAUCCAAGUGCUUUCGGUUCUUGGUGGAGGAGAGAAUUCAAUGUGCAGCCUCUGCAAAUGUGAAAUACAACUACAGAGCUGAUAAUGUGCUCUCGCUAGGAAUCCCGCUCGAUGCAGCUGUAAACAAAGAGGAGGUAGAGGAAUACAACAGAAAACAAGCAGAGAAGGCAGCUGCUGGCGAGAAAAUGGAUGGAGCCGCAGUUCGCCCCAGAGUUCCUUUAUCGGCCUGCUUGGAGGCUUUUAGUGCUGAAGAAGAAGUAGCAGAUUUCUACAGCUCUUCCAUUGGAGGAAAGACGACUGCCAUCAAGCGAACUAGACUACGAACAUUUCCCGACUGCUUAGUUCUCCACAUGAAGAAAUUUGUGCACGACGUGGGAUGGGUUGCUAAAAAACUGGAUGUAUUUAUCGAUGUGCCCGAUGAGAUAGAUCUCAGUCAUUUGCGAGGAAAAGGAUUACAGCCUGGAGAGCAGGAGCUCCCAGAUACACCAGAUGUCGAUACUCCCAUAAGAUCAUCGAGUGGAGGGGGUCCAUCCGUCGAGAACAGCACUGUGCCUGUUGAUGAAGAAUCACUGGGGAUGCUGACUGCUAUUGGCUGUUCGAAAGAGGUUGCACGAAGAGCCUUGCAAGAAACGGUUAUUGAGAAAUAGGGGGAAACCUCUUUGCCCUGUAUCAGGCGCCAGAUAC